Vicia villosa (hairy vetch) is the source of this 513-nucleotide messenger RNA. RefSeq lists its product as uncharacterized. The transcript has 2 exons. NCBI's taxonomy places the organism in Eukaryota, Viridiplantae, Streptophyta, Magnoliopsida, Fabales, Fabaceae. The coding region runs from base 1 to 513 and encodes 170 amino acids. The record is from RefSeq and is a predicted model, not a curated record.
AUGUUAGGUAUGGUGCACCUCGACAAUAUUGCCAGAGAUGUUGUAGAAGUUCCAGAUGUGGUCAACGAAGAUGCUAAGCCUAAAGAGGUGAAUGAUGAUGUUAAAACGAUUGUCAUAGCGAUAGAUGUUCAACAACAAUUUACAAAUGAAAUGACUUUCACUUCUCGUCAACAUUUUUUUGAGUGGAUCCGGAUUGAAGCUAGUAAACUUGGAUUUGGCGUUGUAAUUGCAAGGUUCGACAAUGGCACUAAUAGAAUACAAACAUUUGUUGUGAUGAAAUACGGGAGGAUAUAUGGUUUGCGGCGUUUUAAUAUCGUCUGCAAACUUCAUAAUCAUGCAUUGGACACCAAGAUACACACAUAUCCAAUUGUGUGUCCGCUAAAUCCCGAAGAGAAGGAAUCUAUUUCCGAACUAUCCAUAAUCAAAUUUGCGCCGAAAAACAUACUUGCAGAUUUGAAACAAAAAAGACCAGAAAGUGUUUCAAAUAUCAAACAGAUACACAAUGAACGUUAA